Dracunculus medinensis (Guinea worm) is the source of this 555-nucleotide messenger RNA. NCBI's taxonomy places the organism in Eukaryota, Metazoa, Nematoda, Chromadorea, Rhabditida, Dracunculidae. The record is from the annotation of a GenBank genome assembly.
UUUGCGCGACCAUCAAUCGCCGUCGGAUCAACAACGACACUGAAUUACAACAAACAAUUUUCCACAAGUACGCUAUCAUCUAAUUCAACGAAUACAGCCAAUAACUCUUCCACCAUUGAAUCGACAAAGCCCACAGAAGCACCAAUUACCUAUAUUCUCAGACUGUGUCGUAAAAUUGAAUGCCCCAUGGGUAUGGUGCAAAAAGUGAGGAAAAGAAUUCUUCACUGGUGCUCUUAUAUGUGUGAAUGCGCCAAGGGUUUGGAAAUGAAGGGAUUAAAGUGCCAAAAGCCUAUUACGACUACUGAACUAAUGACGACUGUUCCAAAGAUAAUGGUUUACGUCCAACGAUCUUGCGGUGCAAAUAUGAUCUACAUUGAACGGUGUGAUUUUCAUCCUAUUUCUGGUCAUAUGAGAAAGUGCCAAAAAAUAUCCAAUUGCGUUUGUGACGUUCAACUCUAUUUUGCCAGUGAUGGCUUAUGUUUAAAAAUACCGAAGACGACCAAAAAUCCUGCACGACUUGCGAAAAAAGUAAAAAUGGCGGUACGAAUAUUAUAG